CUAUUUCACUGACGAGCCAUCAUCGCCACGCCAUCAACCUAGUUCGCCUCGUCUUGGAACUGCUGUCAAUAAUGGUGAUGUGACGCGUCUACUUAGGUUCGCCGUGCUGGCCUAGUACUCACUUUCGCCCAUAGACGUCAUCAGACGAACUACUAUCGCUCUGUGGAACCGUGUAGGCCGUAUUCGAUGCUCUCCCGUGCGUUUAGACGAGUCUUGCGCCAUAUACACCGGUCUGGGCGGACUUCUUCGUUAUUCUCUCUGCAGCAGUUAGAGCAGCAAGCACCCGUUUAGCGCUAGUGCUCGGCCUUGCUCUUGAUAGUAAUCGUCCUUUCGAGCUGAGCGGUUCUUUGUCACCCACCUUGCUUCCCCUCAACGAAACUGAAGAAAUUUGUUAACUUUUAGUCGUCCGACUGAAGAAAUGUCGCGAAUCUCGGUCCUUAGAUUAGUCGUCGGGCUCCUGCUUUUAGCAGUGGUAUUCGAAUCGGCUCCUGCGUUGGUAUCUGGGGCGAAAUCCAAGCUACACCCGUCGCAAGCGGCGGUGCUGGCUGUACUGGGCAAGGGGUGGGGCCGCACUUUCACCAACUGCUCUCAAGCCAGCGGGCUGAUCUGCGGCGGCAAUGGCAUGGUCAUUCAGAUGUCGCUCAACAACUCUCAACUCGUUGGGACCAUUCCAUCAGUCAUUGGCAAUCUCUCUCUCCUCCAACACCUCAAUCUAGGCGUCAAUCAGCUCACAGGGCCCAUUCCAGAGUCUAUAGGGAAUCUCACCAACCUCUCCUACCUAGGCCUCUUCAACAACCAGCUCACUGGCCCUAUGCCUCCAUCCCUUGCUGGCCUCUCCAAACUGCAAACCUUAACGCUCUCUGACAACCGUCUCAACGGCUCCCUGCCUGAUGCCCUCGGCAAGCUCACUGCACUCCUCCGACUAAAUCUGGACAACAAUUCACUCUCGGGCUCCCUUCCCGCAGCAAUCUCUGCUCUGUCCCUCCUCACUUACCUGAGCAUCUCUGACAAUCUCCUCAACGGCACACUACCUGACAGCAUUGGCGCUCUUUCCGCGUGCCAGAAUCUUGGUCUGGCCAACAACACUCUCUCGGGUUCGCUUCCUGCGUCCAUUGGCAACCUCACAAACCUUGUCACACUGGGUCUGACCAACAACAGCCUCUCUGGUCGCAUUCCCGCCUCCAUCUCGUCCCUCGGGAAGCUCGAGAAGCUGAACUUGGGCUUUAAUCUCCUCUCUGGCGCCUUGUCAAAUGGCAUCAGGCGCAUGACUGCUUUGACCAGGAU
Closterium sp. NIES-67 is the source of this 1284-nucleotide messenger RNA. Lineage: Eukaryota; Viridiplantae; Streptophyta; Zygnematophyceae; Desmidiales; Closteriaceae. The record is from the annotation of a GenBank genome assembly.